UUUCUUAUCAGUAUCAGCUGCCGAAUUCUUAUUUUGAAUUUUUGAUUUUUUGCUUGUAAUGUAUUAACUUAUCCUUAAACUUCUUGUAAAAUUGUUCAAUUCAUUGAAUCAAUUCGAACGAUGUUGGGUUGAUACAACGUUAAUCGAUUUCACAAAUUCGUCAUAGUGACCGUAAACAGAAAGAUAUUCUCAUAGAAUGGAUGUGCAGUUUCGGCACCCUGACUGGAGUUCGAACGAGGUAAUGCAGCAUUGUAAAACGCUGAAACGACUGCUGCAAAUGCUACCGUUGACGAAUCCUUCGGAAGAAGACCUCUUAGAAAUAUUGAAGACGAAUGUCAAGCUAUUUGCAGCAUUUGUCGAACAAGAAACGCAAUCCCUGAUUGAGGACAUAGAAUCGAAUCAGCAACGACUUAGAAACAUCGCUAAUCCGACGAACUCCUGUACCGAGAAUGACCAGGAUAUGGCGGAAAGUAAACCCCGAGACGAAAAUCAAACCAUAGAGACUUCACAGAUGGCGAAUCCAAUCAGUUUUGAGGUUCCUUCUCAUCAACGUCAGGUUCAUCCAACAACGUAUGAUCAAGAUGAAUCAACGAAGAAGAUAUCUACGAGCGAAUUUACUAUCGCUUUAUGUGCUCGAUGCGGCUCGAAUUUGGCGUUAAAUCCCGACGGAAAAGUUCUCAAAUCUCAUAUUGUGACCGCUGAAUGUGGUGAUACAUUUCAUGUCAAGUGUUAUCGCGAAAUUUUCGAUCCAGAUGGUCGUAGCGAAUCGAAAUGCCCGCGACGACAAUGCUCAACCAUGCUAGUCUACAAUCGCUUUACAAAAUCCCUUCUACGGACCAAGAAGUGUACCAUCGAAGACCGGUAGUCGGAGAAUUCAAGGAUUAAAACGAAAAUAAGGGAGUUUCGACGUCGAGUCGACGAUCUCAUCAAAGAGAACGAAAAUCUCGAUAUCGAAGCGAAAAUGGCGAAUCUGCGCCUAAAAGAGGAGAAAGAAUGUAAUCGAAUUAUUUCAAAUCAGCUCGAGUACCUGCGUAAUCGAUUAUCGCUUCAAUAUCCAGGAAUAAGCUUCGACUUAGGUGAAGAAUCUAACCUGUACCCACCCACUCAUGCGGUUCCCUUUCGGAAACCAAUGAUACCGUUGAUGAGCAGACCAAUCGUGGCUCGAAAUUCCGCAGCCCCAUUUCAAAGACCCCUUCCGAGCCGUAAUGUUCCGUUGGUGACGAUAUCUGACGAAGACGACGAACCAUCAGGAUCAAAAAAACCACCGGAACCUAAAAGUGAAACGGUCGAACCACCUCCUCCUGGCACUUCACCUGAUGAAAGCGGUGUUGAAAUGGAAGACGUUUCAACGUCUUCGAAAAACGAAAUCCAUUCGCGAAAAAUUAAUCCUGAUCGUCGCGACUCCAACAAAACGUCGAUGAAAAAGAAAACUCGUUCUAAGAAUAAAUCAAGCAUCCAGCGAACACACGAAGAAGAGUCGCCACGAUUGAAACAGGCGAUAUUGAUCAAAAAAUCAUCAGACUUCCAACAUCGUCCCGUCGAAGAAGUUCACCAGCCGACUGGGCCGCAGAACAGGAAACGCGCACGUGCCCGUGCGGAUUUUCAGGCAGAUUACGGCAUAAGCGCUGACCUGCUCUUUCCAUUCGAGCCAACUGGAAAAAAUCCACUCGGAUUGACUCAGGCGGUGAUGGAUGGAAGCAAGGAUCUAGUUCUCUUCCUGACUGACGCGAUGUUGAUCGGAGACGGUUACGUGCACGGUGUUGUGACGGUGGACGCCAACAAGGCUGAUUACUCGUCCAAAUUUUACUUCCGCGAAUUACCAAUCCUCGAAUUCAUCUAUCUCGUCGCUCAACUUCCCUAUCUUCCGCGAACAUUGAUAUGUUCUAUCGGAAAUUACGAAGCGAAUCGCGAAUUACCCGCUGAUGAAUUCAGAACUGAUUUAAACCAAUUGCUGUCUUUGCUGAGUCAAAAAGGAGUCGAAAACUUAUUCGUCGUUCCGACUAUUCGUCAUCGAGAAGAAACUUCAUCUCAUGCUCGUAUCGACACAAUUCUACAACAACCUUCGAUCUUUCGCGGAAUGCAUCGUGUAAUUACACCAAUUAUUACAGACGCUCGAUCUCGGUUUUCUGAUCCUGUUGUUAUCGACAAUAUGCCGACACUCGAGGAUGAUUUCUUCCGCGCGUUAUUACGAUUGAUGAAGAUCGCACUCAACGAUCGCAUGCACGAUGAUGCGAAGUAUCCGCCGCUACCACCCCCACGUUAUUAAAUAUAUUAUAUUGCUGCGGAAAUGCACUGGAAACGAUUCUGGGAAUCAGCCUAAAACCCAAGAAAAAAAGGAGAAGGAGACGACCUCUAAAAAAGUAUAAGAAACGUUGCGAUCAGGAUCAAGGAAACGCGAACGUGAACGGAACUGAAAGCUAGUCUCUUUGAGAAACAGAAACGAGAACAAAAUCGAGGUCGAGAGUGUUCGUUUCCAUUUUUCAAAAUCUUUUCUCUUUUAGAUAGAUGUUCAUAAAAAGUGUAAAAUUUCAAUUUUGUUUUUUUUUUCUCUCAAAUUAAACGGUAGGAAAAAAUGUUUUCAAAUUUGUGAGGAAUAAUAAUUUAUAGAAGCAAUGCGAAAACGGAAACGAAAAUAGAAACACCGUAUUAUCAUUCUAUAGGUACCGGAAACGUUUUUUCUUUGCAUUUCCGCUGCACUGUGUUUUUUUUUGAGUUGAAUUUUAUUUGCUACAGAGAAUGUUUUGUUACGUUAUUGGAUGAACUUUUAUUUUUGUACAAUAAUCGAUAUAAUGUUAAAUCUCAAUUAAAUUACCUUAUUUUUGAUGUACAUUUAUGUUUAAUAAUCUUGUUGUGCAAGUACAUCUAAUAAAUACUUGUAAUUUUUGGUUGUAAA
Planococcus citri (citrus mealybug) is the source of this 2893-nucleotide messenger RNA. RefSeq lists its product as uncharacterized. The record is from RefSeq and is a predicted model, not a curated record. Lineage: Eukaryota; Metazoa; Arthropoda; Insecta; Hemiptera; Pseudococcidae. The transcript is spliced from 4 exons. Bases 962 to 2266 code for a protein of 434 amino acids.